Molecule: messenger RNA, 1126 nt
Organism: Saccoglossus kowalevskii
Lineage: Eukaryota; Metazoa; Hemichordata; Enteropneusta; Harrimaniidae
Source: RefSeq, a predicted model, not a curated record
AUGACGCACUAUUGGCAUCGUUCAAAACGGCCAUCCCCGCACAGGACAGCCCAGACAACGACUGCAUCGUCAACCACAGAGACGGAACAAAGGACGCCGCGCACGACCCAUGAUGCACACAGGGACAUUAUUAAAAAACCCAAGAGACCGAUUAUAAUCACUAAACGGACCAUUGCUCAAACAAAAACAUUAAAAGCUGUUUAUUCAAAUACAUCUUUUACGAAACAACGUCAAACAAGGAUACUUAAACAACUAGAAGAUAUUGAACUGAAGGACGCGGAGGAAUAUAAUCAAAAGAUUGUUGAGAAGGAGAAGGUAGUACGGGACAAACGAGCUAAACAAAGGCAAGCUUUAAAGAGACUUCGGAAUAAAUUUGACGAAGAGCAGGUACAGCGAUUUAAAACUCAGUAUGUCACCUGGAAAAGCGUUGAACACGAAAGGCGUGGGCGUAGGAGUGAGAUGUACGGACUUCCCGAAACUUUAGACGACGAAGAGCUCACGAAACUUAUUGUAAAGAAAAAGAAGGAAUCGACAGGGAAAAAGUUUAAGCAACCGGGCACAAGAGAGCAGAUAUUACGUAAAUAUGUACACGUUGUGAAUCCAAAAGUUGGCAGUGAACAUGACAUUGAUCAGUUUAAAACGUCAAAUAACAAUGUUAUACUCGAAGGAAUAAAUACAGUGGAAUUGGCAAAUAAAGAUAACCCAAGUGGGAAAAAGACCAACGUACGUACUGUGAUUGGCUCAGCGAAGAGAAUGUUAUCAGUUCAUAGUGACAUGGAUGCAAUAAGCGAAGUGUCAUCGAUACGAGACGAGGACACCGCCAACGAAGACUCAGAUUAUAUAUUCAGUGACAGUGGUCCAUAGUUACGACCGCUGGUGGCGUAGUGUACGGUCAUUCGCGUAUCAGUGUAACCAAUCCACGAUAUGUCCAACUGCAAAGCGUGAAAUGUGCCAACCCCAUAGACUGUAAAUCUACGUGAGCAGCAGUUAUCCGUCCAUUCCUGUUGUACUAAUCGUAGAAUGAGGGGAAAAAUAGAGCGAAAUCUUCCAUCGACGCGUAUCGCGUGAAGUAAUGUGACGUCACUGAUCGAAUGUCAUAUUCAUAAUUCAUUAAAUCUCUAAUACU